Mesocestoides corti is the source of this 339-nucleotide messenger RNA. NCBI's taxonomy places the organism in Eukaryota, Metazoa, Platyhelminthes, Cestoda, Cyclophyllidea, Mesocestoididae. The record is from the annotation of a GenBank genome assembly.
AUGCCCGAUUCAAAUCCCACGCAAUCUGCACCGUCGUCGUCGUCGUCAUCAUCGAAGAAGGAGGACCUAUCGACCGCCCGUCUUGGCAGCAUAGCAGUCGAGUGCAACCAGCUGAAGGACGACUACGAGCAGUGCUUCUUUGAGUUCUUUCCCCGCUUUCUGUACGGUGAGAAGUUCAAAGAGGAUCCCUGCGCAGCGCAGCUGAAGUCCUACCGCGACUGCCUCCGUGCCCAUUUGGCUGGCAAAAUGCACAUAGACUUGGACGCCCUGGACGCCGAGAAGAUAUCCACCGCUGAUCUGGCGAAUGCCAUGGCUGAAGGGACUAAUGCGAAGCCGUAA